Penicillium expansum is the source of this 1599-nucleotide messenger RNA. Its product is annotated as flavin-containing monooxygenase. Bases 1 to 1599 code for a protein of 532 amino acids. Lineage: Eukaryota; Fungi; Ascomycota; Eurotiomycetes; Eurotiales; Aspergillaceae. The transcript has 5 exons. The record is from RefSeq and is a predicted model, not a curated record.
AUGGCAUUUAAGCCAGCCAACGGAUUAAAGGGUGCCAGCGGGCCAUACACCGUUUUGGAGGAGCCUCUUGGAUCUACUCGCCAUGUGAAAAUAAUCACCAUCGGAGCGGGUGCAAGUGGACUGAAUAUGAUACGUACUCUUCGCAACAACCUCCUAAACACCGAGAACGUUGUUUACGAAAAGAACCCAGAUAUCGGGGGCACUUGGUAUGAGAAUGGAUAUCCGGGCUGCCAAUGCGACAUCCCGUCCCACAACUACCAAUUUUCCUGGGCGACAAACCCUCAUUGGAGCAAGUUUUACUCAGAGGCACGAGAAAUCCAUCGUUACCUCAAAGAUUUGGCGGCUCGAGAAAAUCUUAAUAAUGUCAUCAAGUUGCAUCAUCAGGUCAAACAUGCCGAGUGGAAUGAGGAUGAGGGUCUAUGGCUAGUUCGUGUGAGAGACCUUACCACCGAUAUAGUCAAGACAGAUUCCGCUCACUUUCUUUUGGAUGGCUCUGGUAUCCUCAACAACUGGAAAUGGCCCGAUAUUCCGGGUCUACACACAUUCAAAGAUGUGGAAACGCUCGUUCACUUUGUUCGAUCGCCCAUUUGGGUAGCUCCUGCAGGCGUGGAGAGAAUGGCACAAAGUACAGCUGGCGAAGUUGUAUCGGAACUGGAACUUGAUGGAGAUCGAUUUACGACCGCUCAAAUGAGCAAGUUCGAGACGGACAAAGAACUUUACAACAGAUUCAUCAAAGCUACGGAGGAGGUGGUCAACAAUAAGUUUUCUUUUCUUGUUACUUCAUCUCCAUUAGCAGAUGUUGUGAAAGGAGAGAUGACCGAGUAUAUGACCCAGGCCUUGAAAGAUAACCAGGCGCUUAUCGACAAGUUAAUACCUGAUUUUCCAUUCGGAUGUCGACGUAUUACACCAAGCUCAGCAUAUCUGAAAGCCUUUCACAAAGACAACGUCCAGAUCGUAACCGAGGGUAUUGCCAAAAUCUAUGAAAAUGGUCUCAUAACAGACCAGGGGCAAAAUAUUGAAGUUGAUGCAAUAGUUUGCGCUACUGGAUUCAAUGUCUCAUUUUGUCCUCGCUUCCCAAUUAUUGGAAGAGAGGGCAACCUCCAAGACAUAUGGACACGAGAACUGCCAUCAUCUUACAUGUCACUUGCUGUCCCUAGCAUGCCAAACUACUUCAUCUUCUUGGGACCAAAUGCACCUAUCGGACAUGGCAGUGUACUGACCAUAACUGAGAACGUGGGAAAGUAUAUCACUCGGAUCAUUCGCAAGUGCCAGGAGGAAUGUAUCAAAUCUAUUUCUCCUCGACAGGACGUUGUGGAAGAAUUUGCCGAGCACAUCGCGGCUUUCAUGCCUCGAACUGCUUGGGCGGGAAACUGUAGUUCUUGGUUCAAGAACGGGAAAAAGGUUGGCCCUGUUACAGCUUUGCAUCCAGGAAGUCGUAUUCAUUGGUUCCACAUGCUGCAGAACUUCAGGGGAGAAGACUUCGAGUUUACGCACUGGUCCAAGAACAGGUUCCGAUAUCUGGGCAAUGGUUUUUCUACACUGGAAGCCGAGGGGAUGAACUCGACAUGGUACUUAGAUGACCCAGACAAAAUGCUCUGA